Lathyrus oleraceus (garden pea) is the source of this 3395-nucleotide messenger RNA. Its product is annotated as protein CHUP1, chloroplastic. Gene Ontology annotation, cellular component: chloroplast outer membrane. The coding region runs from base 439 to 3252 and encodes 937 amino acids. The transcript has 9 exons. The record is from RefSeq and is a predicted model, not a curated record. NCBI's taxonomy places the organism in Eukaryota, Viridiplantae, Streptophyta, Magnoliopsida, Fabales, Fabaceae. Gene Ontology annotation, biological process: chloroplast relocation.
UAGAUUUACCUUAAAACGAGGAAACAAACCUGUCUUUGUUCUUUGUCAACAAAAAAAAACCUGUCUUUUUUUUUCUUUCUAGUGUACAAGGUUAUUUUCAAAUUUCAAUCACUGUUUUUCCUCUCUUGUCUUUAAAUGCAACUAUAAAAUCUCACACUUCUCUCACCAGAUCUUCUAGACCCAUUUGUUAUUUUUGUUUGAUAUCAAGUUUUUGUCUUUAACCAUGAACAUGUUUUUAGUGGUGAAGUUGAAAGUUUGGAAAUUUCCUAUAGAUUCUCUAUGUUAAUGAAGUUUCCAAAUUUGGCUUUUUCUCAUAGCUGUUGUGGAUUUUGGGUUACUGUGGUUUCAUUUUCAAAGCACCAAUGGUUUGAAUAAUCAGUCAUGGAGGUUGGUUUGGGGAAUGGAAUUAGUUAGGAUUUUGAUUUGGCUUAUAGCUUCAUGAUAGCUAGGUUAGGAAUCCUUGUAGCUGCUUCUGUUGCAGCCUAUACAUUUCAGCAGAAUGUGAAUGGAUCAAAAUCAGAACGCGGUGAAGCAAGGAUUAGGGAGCAUCAAGACGAGGGCUUAGAACAUAAGCAUUCUAUUUGUUCUUCUAAUGGUGUCAACCGGAAAGAGAGGGAAGAAGAAGAUCAAGAAGAGGAGGUUAAGUUAAUUAGAAGCAUAAUCAAUCUUGCUAAUGAUUUUGACGAUGAUAUUCUAUUUGAAUUUGAAAGCCUUCUAUCUGAUCAGAUUGAGUUUCCGUUACUCGCUGGCAAGACCAACGAGGCCAUGAAAGACGGAGAAAAGGAAUCCGAAAUGGGAAAAACCGGUGGUGAAUUAGAACGGUUGCAAAAUAUAGUCAAGGAACUUGAGGAGAGGGAAGCGAAUCUUGAAAGUGUGUUGCUUGAGUAUUACGGUUUGAAGGAGCAAGUCGUAGAAACCGAAGAGUUACAGAGACAGUUGAGAAUUAAAACUGUAGAAAUCGAUAUGCUUCGUAUGAGCGUUAAGUCCUUGCAGGAAGAGAACGAUAAACUUCGAAAAGAGGUCACACGUGAAGCUUUAUCAAAUAGAGAACUUGAGGCUGCUAGAAACAAGAUCAAGGAGCUGCAAACGCAGUUACGCGUCGCUGCUAACCAGACAAAAGACCAGUUGUUGUUGCUUAAACAAAAAGUUUCUGGUCUACAAAUGAAAGAAGAAGAGGUUGCGAGAAAAGAUGCUGAGAUCGAAAAGAAACUGAAAAAUGCAAAUGGGUUAGAGAUUGAAGUUGUGGAGCUUAAGAGAAGAAACAAAGAGCUUCAACACGAGAAGCGAGAAUUAACUGUUAGUCUUAAUGCUGCUGAGUCUAGAAUUGCAGAACACUCCAGUUUGACUGAGAAUGAAAUGGUUACCGAGGCGAAAACCGAAGUUGGUAGGUUAAGGCAUGCAAAUGAAGACCUGCAAAAGCAAGUGGAAGGACUCCAGAUGAAUAGGUUCAGUGAAGUUGAAGAGCUUGUAUACCUUCGUUGGGUCAAUGCGUGCUUGAGAUAUGAACUCAGGAAUUACAAGGCACCCGUAGGAAAAUCAUCGGCGUGUGAUCUAAAUAACAGUCUCAGCCCAAAAUCACAAGAGAAGGCUAAACAGCUAAUGCUUGAAUAUGCCGGAUCAGAGCGCGAGCAUUGUGAUACUGAUCUUGAAAGCAACUUCUCCCGUGGUCACUCUUCACCGGGCAGUGAGGAUCAUGACAAUGAAUCUAUCGAUAGUCCUUCUUACAAAUUCAGCAAUCUUAGCAAGAAAUCUAGCUUAAUCCAAAAGUUGAAGAAAUGGAAUAAAUACAAAGAUUAUUCAAGUGCUAUUUCAUCACCAACUAGAUCUCUUUCAAUAGGCUCUCCUUGCAGGGUGACUACGAGCUAUAGACCGAGGAAUACACUCGAAUCCUUGAUGCUAAGGAGCGCUCAUGAUGCGGUAACGAUCACUACUUUCGGGAGGAAGGAACACGGACCUACUCGUUCUCCUGAAACUCCAUCUCUUCCAAGCUUGAGAAAGGUUUCAUCGAGUGAUGACAUCCUGGAUUCUGUUUCGGCUUCAUUUCAAUUGAUGUCUAAGUCGGUUGACAGGUCUAUGGAUGAAAAAUAUCCUGCAUAUAAAGACCUCCAUAAAUUGGCAUUGGCAAGGGAGAAGCAACUCAAGGAAAAGGCUGAGAAAGCAAGAGUGCAGAAGUUUGGUGACAAUUCAAAUCUUGAUUUCACCAAGGCCGAACAAGAGAGACCAGUAUCCUUGCAAUCGAAACGUUUCCACGUUGAGAUUAGGCCUCCAAGGGUGCCUCGACCACCUCCUAAACCAUCUGACGGUGCUCCUGUUUCAAAUUCUUACAAUGGAAUACCAUAUGCACCAUCCGUGCCUUCUCCACCUUCGCCGCCAUCACUAGGAAGUCUACCUAAAGGAUCAUUAGGCGAUGAUAAAGUUAAAAGGGCUCCCGAGCUUGUUGAAUUUUAUCAAUCUUUGAUGAAACGAGAAGCAAAGAAGGACACCUCAUCACUUACUUCUUCGACAAGUAAUGCAGCUGAUGCCAGGAACAACAUGAUUGGAGAAAUUGAGAAUCGAUCAUCAUUUCUCUUAGCUGUGAAAGCUGAUGUAGAAACACAAGGUGAUUUUGUCAUGUCCUUGGCAACUGAAGUUCGAGCAGCCUCGUUUUCUAAGAUUGAAGAUGUAGUUGCUUUUGUGAACUGGCUAGAUGAGGAACUCUCAUUCCUGAUUGAUGAACGAGCUGUUCUCAAGCACUUCAAUUGGCCUGAAAGUAAAGCAGAUGCACUACGGGAAGCGUCUUUUGAAUAUCAAGAUAUGAUGAAAUUAGAGAAUCAAGUCUCCACCUUCACCGAUGAUCCAGAACUCCUUUGCAACGCUGCUUUGCAGAAAAUGUACUCAUUACUUGAAAAAUUAGAGCAAAGUGUACACGCACACUUACGGACUAGAGAUUUUUCCGUUUCACGGUACAAGGAGUUUGGAGUACCGGUAAAUUGGCUAUUCGAUUCGGGAGUUGUUGGCAAGAUCAAGCUUUCUUCUGUUCAACUGGCAAACAAGUAUAUGAAGCGCAUUGCAUCAGAGCUUGUUAUACUAUCCGGACCUGAUACGGAACCGAGAAGAGAGUUUUUAAUUCUGCAAGGUGUGCGGUUUGCUUUCCGUGUUCAUCAGUUUGCAGGAGGGUUUGACAUUGAGAGCAUGAAGACUUUUGAAGAACUAAGAAACAACAUUCAUGCUCAAGCAGAUGAACAUGAUAAUAAAUCAGAAACAAAGACAUAGUGAGAUCAUUAAAAGAGUUUUUUUUUACAUGUAAAUUUUUUACUUUUACAAUUGUAGUUAUUAUUUUUCAUAUAAAUGUUACCACCUCAACUGUAUAGAUCAAUUUUCAUAAAGAUAAAUGUUUUUUUUACACAAAUUUAGAC